Messenger RNA from Cooperia oncophora, 165 nucleotides. The record is from the annotation of a GenBank genome assembly. Lineage: Eukaryota; Metazoa; Nematoda; Chromadorea; Rhabditida; Trichostrongylidae.
AUGACAUACGCCUUUCAAACGCCUGAUAAACUCUGCUUUAUACUGGACCUGAUGAAUGGCGGCGACCUUCACUACCAUCUCUCCCAGCAUGGCGUGUUUAGCGAGCCAGAAAUGCUGUUCUACGCUUCAGAAGUGAUCCUUUGGAUUGGGAACACUAUGCAUUAA